AUGGCUUUUAAAGAUACCUUCUUUCUUGGCUUUCUUUUCCUCAUCCUUGUGGCUUCAGAGGCCACAAAUGAACCAAAAACUCCCAUUCCCAUUGUAAGGAGAAGCAACUUCCCAAAAGACUUUGUUUUUGGUUCUUCAUCUGCUGCUUAUCAGUAUGAAGGUGCUGCUUUUAAGGAUGGGAGAGGACCAAGUAUUUGGGAUACCUACACUCAUCAACACCCUGAGAGAAUUGCUGAUGGCAAGAAUGGAGAUUUAGCUGUUGAUCAAUACCACCGCUAUAAGGAAGAUGUUGCCAUUAUGGACCGUAUAGGUUUUGAUGCUUACAGAUUCUCAAUUUCAUGGUCUAGAGUAUUGCCAAAGGGAAAACUUAGUGGUGGUGUGAAUAAAAAAGGAAUUGACUACUACAACAAACUCAUCAAUGAGCUCCUUUCAAAAGGCAUCCAAUCUUAUGUAACAAUUUUCCAUUGGGAUGUUCCCCAAGCUUUACAAGAUGAAUAUCAAGGCUUCAUGAGUCGCAAAAUCUUAAAGGAUUAUCGAGACUUUGCUGAACUUUGCUUCAAGGAAUUUGGAGACAGAGUGAAACACUGGAUCACCUUUAACGAACAGUACGUCUUUACCAUAAAUGGUUAUGCGAUAGGAGUUUUUGCUCCAGGCAGAUGCUCUUCUUGGCAACCAUUAAAUUGUCUCGGUGGAGAUUCAGGGACUGAACCAUACAUUGUUGCUCACCAUCUAAUUCUUGCACAUGCUCUUGCUGCUAGACUUUACAAGUCUAAAUAUCAGGCAUACCAAAAAGGUGAAAUUGGGGUCACAUUGUUUUCGAAUUGGUUUGUCCCAUAUUCAAAAAGUGAGGCGGACAAAAAGGCUACAGGUCGAGCUCUUGAUUUUCAACUUGGUUGGUUCUUGGAUCCAAUAGUGUAUGGAGAUUAUCCAGCCAGCAUGAGAACUCUUGUAAAAGAGAGAUUGCCUAAAUUCACAAAGGAAGAACGUAGUUUGAUCUUAAAAUCCUAUGAUUUUAUUGGAAUUAAUUAUUAUACAUCUAACUAUGUACAAAACAAUCCCAAUGUUGAUCCUAACAAGCCAAGCCUCUUGACUGAUUUACGUGCCAAUUCUUCAACCGAUCGUAAUGGAGUCUCAAUUGGACCAAAGGUGAAUGGAUCAUCUUGGCUUGCCGUUUAUCCAGAAGGACUCAAAGAUCUGAUGAUUCAUAUGAAGAAUAACUAUAAAAAUCCAAUUAUUUACAUCACAGAAAAUGGAUAUUUGGAUUUUGAUUCUCCCCAAAUUAGCAAAUUAAUCAAGGAUGAGGGUAGAGUUAAAUACUAUCGUCAACAUCUCAUUAAACUUCAAGAAUCAGUCAAGGCUGGUGUAAGGGUAAAGGGAUUUUUUGCAUGGUCUUUAUUGGACAAUUUUGAAUGGGCGAAUGGAUAUACCAUGCGCUUUGGUCUUGUCUAUGUCGAUUUCAAGCACCGUUUGACAAGAAUUCCAAAACUGUCGGCAAAAUGGUUCAACAAUUUUCUACGCAGUUGA
Messenger RNA from Benincasa hispida (wax gourd), 1524 nucleotides. Its product is annotated as beta-glucosidase 12-like. Gene Ontology annotation, biological process: carbohydrate metabolic process. The record is from RefSeq and is a predicted model, not a curated record. NCBI's taxonomy places the organism in Eukaryota, Viridiplantae, Streptophyta, Magnoliopsida, Cucurbitales, Cucurbitaceae. Gene Ontology annotation, molecular function: beta-glucosidase activity.